Molecule: messenger RNA, 1287 nt
Organism: Actinia tenebrosa (Australian red waratah sea anemone)
Lineage: Eukaryota; Metazoa; Cnidaria; Anthozoa; Actiniaria; Actiniidae
Biological process (GO): phospholipid biosynthetic process
Cellular component (GO): membrane
Molecular function (GO): phosphotransferase activity, for other substituted phosphate groups
Source: RefSeq, a predicted model, not a curated record
CCCCGUCCAACCAAAAAAAAGUGGAGGACGGCAGAUGUGCUUCUGGCAUUCCUCCAUGAAAAACUCAUCUCUCUGCCAGAAAUGGCAACAAAAAACAUCUUUUUGUAUGUUCCUAACAUCAUAGGUUAUGUCCGCCUGGUUCUUUUAGCAAUAUCUUUCUGGUUCCUGAGAACGACACCUUUAUCGUUUUUAUCUUUUUAUUGCUUUUCCAUAAUACUAGAUGGUUUUGAUGGCUAUGCGGCUAGGAAACUUAAUCAGGUCUCAACAUUUGGAGCCUGGCUUGAUGUUGCAAUUGAUAAUUUAAGCAGAGGAAUGCUAUAUGCUCAUGUAUUCAAGUUUGGCUGGUUGAUCAGUUCCAUUGAGUGGAUGGUGUUUGUAUGUACUCACACACUUGGCAAAGCAUGGAAAGGCUCUUCAAAGUCCUCCCCACCAGUGUGGGUACAGGCUGUCAUGGCUAAUGGUUUCAAGACACCAAUUGGAGCAUUUGCAAUACUUGGUCUGCAUGGUCUUCCCAUAUGGUUUUAUAUAGAAAGAGUAAAAUUAUUGGACGAAACCCUGAGCCCAUGCAUGCAAGCAUAUGUGACGCUGUGCUUAUCUGCAGGGAGACUGUUGUGCUUUGCUGUUGAGUCAUGGUUUAUCUACGCCCACAUUGAAGACAUGGUGGCCUCUGAUGUCGAGGAAGAACAGGAUACGAAAUUUAAAGAGCAACGAGCCAUCCGAAUCGAAAGAGUCUUAAAAAGGGAGGUCAUUGCCAAACCCAGGUCACGGUCAGCUCCGAGAAGAGUUCCUCUCAGGCACGUAGGAUCAACUAUGAUUGAAGAACAAAGAGAACGAAGAAGUGAUUCCUCCUCGCCCGUCAGAAGACGAAGGCGUAUUCGUGUAUCACCGAAUCGAAACCGAAGACCUAACGACGACUCACCGACACAAGUACGAGAAAGAAGUCGAAGCCCAAAUGACCAGGAAAGUAGGCAAAAUUCACAGAUUGGGCAAAAUGAGGUGGAAAUAGAAAAGAAUAAAGGAGAAAUAUCAAGAGAUAUGACCAUGAUAAGAGAAGUACCGAGUGUUGGUGGAGGUAUAGAGAACAGCAAUUUGAUCCAAAAUGGAUCGGAGGAAACUUUAAUUGAUCCGAGUGAAAACUAAAUAACAUUGAAUACAAUUUCCAAACUACAUAAAUAAGAUGUCAAGAAAGCGUUUAUUUAAUAUCAGAUGGUUUGUACGAAAGUAUUUUUGGGGACGUUAAUUGUAAUACUUACAUUGAUUUUAUAUUAAAAUCUCUUCUGCAAGUGA